AUGACUGAACGAAGAAAUUCAAUGCUUCAAGUGUUUCUUUGCUCCAGCGACCGCAAGUGUCGUCGUCCUUUGCCUCGCAGAAAGCCUCAUCCUUCCUCGAGCGCCUCUCCCCUUGGUGGAAUGAGCUCACCACCGCCCAAAUUCCCUUUCAAACGUUUCACUAAAAUUCUAGGGCAAAAAACACGCUCAGCUAAAGAAUCGUUUGACAAUCUAGCCACCGGCUCUCUUGAGUUAUGGAGCAAAGCGCGACGUCGAAUCUUCCCACGCGCAACUCUCUCACGGCAGUUCUAUCUCCAACAAGCGAGGUUAUCAGCGUCCUCUAUGAACCAUGCCGAUAUUUCAGCACCUAGUGUCACAAGCCUAGCAGGGACAGAUGCUACAACAGUAGCAACCGCAACAUCAUUCGGGGGAUUAGAGCCCGCCCUUGAAUGCAUUCUACACCCAGCAAGGGAACCUGCAGAGAGGAUCUCCAUAGUGCCAUGCGAGCCUGGCAAAUCAAUUCUCAAAUCCUUCCAACACAGCAUUCAUCAUGGACUUUGCGCCGCUGAAGAAGAAACUAUCGCUAAUACGUCCCUCAAUUUACUCAUGACGUUCCAAAAAUCCGCGCUCAAGAGCAGGGCUUCGACGGGGUCACUCCAUUCGCGCAUGCGUCGCAGCGCCAUGUCCAAGGAUCCAUCGUCAAUAAACAGAACCCAUAAUUCCCCAGCUGGAAUUCUGGCUAUGGCGAAGAACGAAUAUCGACCGUCGAAUCCAGGGUGUCAUUGCUUGACUGGCUGCGUAUGUCGAGUUCUAGAGCGAUAUUUCCUCAAUAUCAUCCCUGACCACAGCGACUCCGCGGACGAAGCCGGCAAGGAAGCGCCAAAAAAGUCAAGGGGUGUGAGCUUUGGUCAUGCCGAUAUAUACCCCAUCUCACCUGUGGGUGACAGCGGCGAUGAAUGGUCGUUGUACGCUGAUUACAGCUGGCUUGAUGAAAUGGAGACGGCGGUGGAAGAUUAUGGAGAUGAUAUUCUUGACCUCCUGGAGACAUAUGAUUCUGAUGAAGACGUUUUGAAUAGUUAA
Messenger RNA from Uncinocarpus reesii 1704, 1059 nucleotides. RefSeq lists its product as uncharacterized. The record is from RefSeq and is a predicted model, not a curated record. The transcript has a single exon. The coding region runs from base 1 to 1059 and encodes 352 amino acids. NCBI's taxonomy places the organism in Eukaryota, Fungi, Ascomycota, Eurotiomycetes, Onygenales, Onygenaceae.